CCGCGCGGCUUGUCGCCGGCCGGUAGCUCAGCCUGCGCCCGGGAUUGACUCCGGCACCCACAUCGCCCUGCGCUCAUCCCCCUCGCGGCCGCCGCUGCUCAGCAGCAUCCCACCCCUCGCCCACUGAGCGGCCCCACUGAGUCUCGACGCCGGGCCCAGCAGUACAGGGGUACCAGGCCAGCCUAUGGAGAAUCCCAGAUAACGCGAGUUGGGGGCGCCUACGCCCCCCAUCCCCGCCAGCAUGGCUCGGCCGCCGCCACUCCAGGAGCUGCCCCCUGUCUAUACACCCCCAGCUCGAGCCGCAUCACCCCAGAUCCCAGCUGGGAGCCUAAAGGCUCCACUCUGGCUGCGUGCUUACUUCCAGGGCCUGCUCUUCUCUCUGGGCUGCGGGAUCCAGAGACACUGUGGCAAAGUGCUCUUCCUGGGCCUGUUGGCCUUUGGAGCCCUGGCACUGGGUCUCCGUGUGGCCAUCAUUGAGACAGACCUAGAACAGCUCUGGGUGGAAGUGGGCAGCCGGGUAAGCCAGGAGUUGCAUUACACCAAGGAGAAGCUGGGGGAGGAGGCUGCAUACACCUCCCAGAUGUUGAUACAGACCCCACACCAGGAGGGGGAGAACAUCCUCACGCCCGAGGCACUGGGCCUCCAUCUCCAGGCAGCCCUCGCUGCCAGUAAAGUGCAAGUAUCGCUCUAUGGAAAGUCCUGGGAUUUGAACAAAAUCUGCUACAAGUCAGGAAUUCCCCUAAUUGAAAAUGGAAUGAUUGAGCGGAUGAUUGAGAAGCUGUUUCCGUGCGUGAUCCUCACCCCCCUCGACUGCUUCUGGGAGGGAGCCAAACUCCAAGGGGGCUCUGCCUACUUGCCUGGCCGUCCUGACAUCCAGUGGACCAACCUGGAUCCAGAGCAGCUGCUCAAGGAGCUGGGCCCUUUUGCCUCCCUUGAGGGCUUCCGGGAGCUGCUGGACAAGGCACAGGUGGGCCAGGCCUAUGUGGCGCGGCCCUGUCUGCACCCAGAUGACCUCCACUGCCCACCUACUGCCCCUAACCAUCACAGUAAACAGGCUCCCAAUGUGGCUCAGGAGUUGAGCGGUGGCUGCCACGGCUUCUCCCACAAGUUUAUGCACUGGCAGGAGGAACUGCUGCUGGGGGGCAUGGCCAGAGACCCCCAAGGACAGCUGCUAAGGGCAGAGGCCCUGCAGAGCACCUUCCUGCUGAUGAGUCCCCGCCAGCUGUAUGAGCACUUCCGAGGCGACUACCAGACACAUGACAUCGGCUGGAGCGAGGAGCAGGCCAGCACCGUGCUGCGGGCCUGGCAGCGGCGCUUUGUGCAGCUGGCCCAGGAGGUCCUGCCUCAGAAUUCCUCCCAGCAGAUCCAUGCCUUCUCCUCCACCACCCUGGAUGACAUCCUGCACGCUUUCUCCGAAGUCAGUGCUGCCCGUGUGGUGGGAGGCUAUCUGCUCAUGCUAGCCUAUGCCUGUGUGACGAUGCUGCGCUGGGACUGUGCCCAGUCCCAGGGUGCUGUGGGCCUUGCAGGGGUGCUGUUGGUAGCCCUGGCGGUGGCCUCAGGCCUUGGACUCUGCGCCCUGCUUGGCAUCACCUUCAACGCUGCCACUACCCAGGUGCUGCCCUUCUUGGCGCUGGGCAUUGGUGUGGAUGACAUAUUCCUGCUGGCACAUGCCUUCCCAGAGGCUCCACCUGGCACCCCUCUCCAGGAGCGCACAGGCGAGUGUCUGCGGCGCACAGGUAUCAGCGUUGCACUCACAUCCAUCAACCACAUGGUUGCCUUCUUCAUGGCUGCCCUCGUUCCCAUCCCUGCACUGCGGGCCUUCUCCUUGCAGGCAGCCAUAGUGGUUGGCUGCAACUUUGCAGCCGUGAUGCUUGUCUUCCCGGCAGUCCUCAGCCUGGACCUGCAUCGGCGCCACUACCAGCGCCUCGACGUGCUCUGUUGCUUCUCUAGGUACCAUCUCUGCCUCCCCACCCCAACCCCACCAGGCCUUAUCUCCUUGGACCCCAUCACCUCCUGUCCCCUCACCAGCAUUUCCACAAACCUGCCACCUCCACUCUCUGCCUCUUCCAGCCCCUGCUCUGCCCGUGUGAUUCAGAUUCUGCCCCAGGAACUAGGGGAUAGGACAGUACCAGUGGGCAUUGCCCACCUGACUGCCACAGUUCAAGCAUUUGCCCACUGUGAAGCCAGCAGCCAGCAUGUCGUCACCAUCCUGCCUCCCCGGGCCCACUUGGUACCCCCACCUUCUGACCCACUGGGCUCUGAGCUCUUCAGCCCAGGAGGGUCCACACGGGACCUUCUAGGCCAAGAGGAGGGGACAAGGCAAAAGGCGACCUGCAAUUCCCUGCCUUGUGCCCGCUGGAAUCUUGCGCAUUUCGCCCGCUAUCAUUUUGCACCCUUGCUGCUCCAGUCACACAGCAAGGCCCUGGUGCUGGUGCUCUUUGGGGCUCUUCUGGGCCUGAGCCUCUACGGAGCAACUUUGGUGCAGGAUGGGCUGGCCCUGACAGAUGUGGUGCCUCGGGGCACCAAGGAGCAUGCCUUCCUGAGCGCCCAGCUCAGGUACUUCUCCCUGUACGAGGUGGCCCUGGUGACACAGGGUGGCUUUGACUACGCCCACUCCCAACGUGCCCUCUUUGAUCUGCACCAGCGCUUCAGUUCUCUCAAGGCCGUGCUGCCCCCGCCUGCCACCCAGGCGCCCCGCACCUGGCUGCACUAUUACCGCAACUGGCUACAGGGAAUCCAGGCUGCGUUUGACCAGGACUGGGCUUCUGGGCGCAUUACCCACCACUCGUGCCGCAAUGGCUCUGAGGAUGGGGCCCUGGCCUACAAGCUGCUCAUCCAGACUGGGGAUGCCCAAGAGCCUCUGGAUUUCAACCAGCUGACCACGAGGAAGCUGGUAGAUAAGGAGGGGCUGAUCCCACCUGAGCUCUUCUACGUGGGGCUGACCGUGUGGGUAAGCAGUGACCCACUGGGCCUGGCAGCCUCACAGGCCAACUUCUACCCCCCACCGCCCGAGUGGCUACACGACAAGUAUGACACUACGGGGGAGAACCUGCGCAUCCCGGCGGCCCAGCCCCUGGAAUUUGCCCAGUUCCCCUUCCUACUGCAUGGCCUCCAGGAGACUGCGGACUUCGUGGAGGCCAUUGAGGGGGCCCGGGCAGCGUGCGCAGAGGCAGGCCGGGCCGGGGUACAUGCCUACCCCAGUGGCUCCCCCUUCCUCUUCUGGGAGCAGUAUCUGGGCCUGCGGCGCUACUUCCUACUGGCUGUCUGCAUCCUGCUGGUAUGCACUUUCCUGGUCUGUGCCCUGCUGCUGCUCAACCCCUGGACGGCUGGCCUCAUAGUACUGGUCCUGGCGAUGAUGACUGUGGAGCUCUUCGGCAUCAUGGGUUUCCUGGGCAUCAAACUGAGUGCCAUCCCUGUGGUGAUCCUUGUGGCCUCUGUAGGCAUUGGUGUCGAGUUCACAGUCCAUGUGGCUCUGGGCUUCCUGACCACCCAGGGUAGCCGGAACCUGCGAGCUGCCUGUGCCCUAGAGCACACGUUUGCUCCUGUGACCGAUGGGGCCGUCUCCACAUUGCUGGGUCUGCUUAUGCUCGCUGGUUCCAACUUUGACUUCAUCAUAAGGUACUUUUUCGUGGUGCUAACAGUGCUCACACUCCUGGGCCUCCUCCAUGGGCUCAUGCUGCUGCCUGUGCUGCUGUCCAUCCUGGGCCCCCCACCGGAGGUGGUACAGAUAUACAAAGAGAGUCCAGAAGUCCUCAGCCCUCCAGCUCCACGGGAAGGAGGACUCAGGUGGGGGUUGUCCUCCAGCCUGCCCCAGAGCUUUGCCAGAGUGACUACCUCCAUGACAGUGGCCCUCCACCCACCCCCGCUGCCUGGUGCCUACGUCCACCCAGCCUCUGAUGAACCCACUUGGCCCCCUGUUGCCACACCAGCUGCCAGCAGCUCCAGCAACCUCAGUUCCAGGGGACCAUGUCCAGCCACUGGGUGAAAGAGUGCCUGAAGCAUGGAGACCCUGCUUUGGUCACAGGAAGUCACUGGGAAGCAGUGGGUGGGUCAUUGAAUGCGGGACGGACACCUGGAGAGCCCUGCUGCUGCUGUCUGCCUGCGGUCCCUUUCCUGCCUCAGCCAUCACAGACCUCCCUGACACCAGUACAAAACCAGCACCCUCUGGGCCGGGAGAGCAGCCUUGCACCUGGUUCUGUGUGCUCUGUGCCUUUCUGCGUGGGGGUAGGAGCCGGCACCUCAGGCUUCGGUACAGCCCUUUUCUCCUCGCCCUCCCCUGCGCUACUGGCCCCUCGCACACCAAGCCUGGGGGAUCCUCUAGCACCCUUGGCUGGACCUGACCCCUCCCCCCACACUGCUUGGUAACUCCUGAGUAGGCUAUCUAUAUCUCUGCCCUCCUCCUAUCACAUAAAUUAUUUAUAUGAAGAUGUUUAUUUUUGUAGUUUGUAUAGAUUUUAGCCAUGCUGAAAGUUUUAUUUUUAAAGAGUGAAAUAUAUUCUAUAUGAACUCAUCUCAAA
Molecule: messenger RNA, 4517 nt
Organism: Suricata suricatta (meerkat)
Lineage: Eukaryota; Metazoa; Chordata; Mammalia; Carnivora; Herpestidae
Gene: PTCH2
Product: patched 2
Exons: 21
Coding region: 242-3985 (1247 amino acids)
Biological process (GO): smoothened signaling pathway
Cellular component (GO): plasma membrane
Molecular function (GO): smoothened binding; hedgehog receptor activity; hedgehog family protein binding
Source: RefSeq, a predicted model, not a curated record